AAAAGGCAGCGACCUGGAAGGAUUCGAGGAUAGUGAUGAUGGCGACUUUGAGGGGUUGGAGGUGGACUAAAUGUCUGACGAGAGCAGUUCUGAAGAAGAGGAGCCAGAGAAGACCAAGCCCAAUAAGGGAGAGGACAUACCUAAAGGGAUUGAUGAAAUGUCUGACAGUGAGGAAGAUGGAAAGAAGACACCGGUGCAGGUGGAAAAGAAAAAGAAAGACAGCAGUGGCGAGUCCGACAGCUCAGAGGACAGUGAUAUUGAAGGAGAGGCAGCUUCAGCACUGUUCAUGGUGAAGAAGCGCACUCCUCCUAAGCGAGGGGGUGGUCGUGGCUCAGCAGGUAGUUCAAGGACAGGAAGUCGACCUGGCACAUCUUCUAUUGACAACGCUGCCACUUCCAACACACUUCGUGCUGCUGCCAACAAACUGGAGCAAGGUAAGCGUCAGACAACUGUGCCCAGCUCAGAGACUCCAGCGGUGAAGAGAUUAAAGAUGGAGCCCAGCCCUCAGAGCUCUUCAGGAAAGGGCACACCCCAACCAGUGUCAGGAAAAUCCACCCCCAUCUCCAGUGAUGUGCUGCUGACAGAGGAUGCCGUGUGCAGGUAUCUCAUCAGGAAGCCCAUGACCACUAAAGACCUGCUGAAGAAGUUCCAGACUAAGCGCACAGGCCUCAGCAGCGAGCAGAUAGUCAACGUGCUCGCCCAGAUCUUGAAGAGGCUCAACCCAGAGAGGAAGAACAAUGACAAGAUGCACUUCUACCUCACAGAGUGAGCCCAGCUGAGGAGAGAGUGAACCUGAGUGCCCAUCACCAGCAGCCUCUCCUUUAAGAACACAGCUUAGGUUGAUCUUGAUCUGAAAUUUGUCGUUUUGCUUUCUACCAUUCAGCAUGUAUUAACAGUAGUACUUAAGUGCUGUUAAUUGAUGCUGGAAGUCCAAAGAGUAAAAAGACGAAGAAGACUGAGAAGCAAGCAAUGGAGUAGGUUUUUGUAACGGAUAUAGGAAAGAUGUGUUUGUAAACUCCACAUUUGUCUGUUAAUGACAAGUUGAAUAUUAGAGAGAAACUGGGUAAUAUCAACACAAUGAUCUUUCAAGAAAACCUGCUGAAUUGAGUAACUUUACCCAGAGAUUACAAUCGCAUCUGAGGAUUUUAUUGCACAUUC
Messenger RNA from Sinocyclocheilus grahami, 1158 nucleotides. Its product is annotated as general transcription factor IIF subunit 1-like. The record is from RefSeq and is a predicted model, not a curated record. The transcript has 7 exons. Gene Ontology annotation, cellular component: transcription factor TFIIF complex; nucleus. Gene Ontology annotation, biological process: positive regulation of transcription elongation by RNA polymerase II; transcription initiation at RNA polymerase II promoter. Lineage: Eukaryota; Metazoa; Chordata; Actinopteri; Cypriniformes; Cyprinidae. The coding region runs from base 71 to 769 and encodes 232 amino acids. Gene Ontology annotation, molecular function: TFIIF-class transcription factor complex binding; RNA polymerase II general transcription initiation factor activity; DNA binding.